AUGGAGUCGUUCAGCAACCCUGCGUUUGUAUUAAAGUCUGUGAAGAAUGUGGUCUUUGAAGAUCGGCCAAUUGCGGCUUUGGGACCCAAGGAAGUGAGGGUCAAUGUUUCCGAAACGGGAAUCUGCGGCAGCGAUGUUCAUUACUGGCAGCGAGGAAGAAUUGGAAAGUUUAUCUUGGAGGAAGGCACCGACAUGGUUUUGGGCCACGAAUCAAGCGGAGUAGUGGUGGAGACUGGGUCUGAGGUCCCAAACUUGAAAAUUGGCGAUAGAGUUGCAAUUGAGCCUGGGGUUCCAUGUAGGUACUGCGCACACUGCAGAGAUGGAAAAUAUAACCACUGCGAAGAUAUGGUAUUUGCAGCCACACCACCGUGGGAUGGAACUUUAGCCAAGUACUACAAUGUUGCCUACGACUACUGCUACAAGAUUCCAGACCAUAUGGACAUGGAAGAAGCAGCUUUGGUGGAACCAGUUGCGGUGGCAGUGCAAAUCUGUAAGCGAGCUCAAAUUCAAGCCACUGAUUCAGUGUUGGUAUUUGGAUGUGGUCCUAUAGGACUCUUAUGUCAGUCGGUGGCCAAGGCAUACGCAUGUAAAAAAGUCAUUGGUGUGGAUAUUUCUGAUGGCAGAUUGGAAUUUGCAGCAAAUUUCGCAGCCGAUAAUGUCUACAAAAUGAGCAUGAGACAGGAAAAUGAAUCGGCUGAAGAAUUUGCAAUUCGCAUCUCAAAAGACAUCAAGUCCAAAUUUGACUUGGGAGCUGGCGCAAACGUUGUUUUGGAAGCGUCUGGAGCCGAACCAUGUAUUCAGGUGGGAGUUUUUGCCGCUUGUCCCGAGGGCCGUUUUGUUCAGGCAGGAAUGGGUCGCGAGUUCAUUUCGUUUCCUGUCACCGAAGCGCUUGUCAAACAGCUCAAUUGGACCGGUAGUAUACGUUACAGUAGUGGAGUUUACCCUAAUGCUGUUGAAUUGGUUGCAUCUGGAAAAGUCAAGGUGAAAAGUUUGAUUACGAAUCGGUUUAAAUUUGAGGACGCAGAAAAGGCAUUCGAGCUUGUCAAAGAAGGCCGGACCGAUGUGAUCAAGGUAGUUAUUCAGGGAUAUAGGAAAUGA
Meyerozyma guilliermondii ATCC 6260 is the source of this 1098-nucleotide messenger RNA. RefSeq names its product NAD(P)-dependent alcohol dehydrogenase. Gene Ontology annotation, molecular function: zinc ion binding; L-iditol 2-dehydrogenase (NAD+) activity. Gene Ontology annotation, biological process: D-sorbitol catabolic process. The record is from RefSeq and is a predicted model, not a curated record. The coding region runs from base 1 to 1098 and encodes 365 amino acids. Lineage: Eukaryota; Fungi; Ascomycota; Pichiomycetes; Serinales; Debaryomycetaceae. The transcript has a single exon.